GAAAGCGAUCGAACUGCUGUUGAUCUUUGCUUCGCAAACGAUCUUUCAGCAACAUAUAUAUAUAGAGAUAUGGAAAAGAAAUCUCUUUUUAUCAGUUUUGUAUGUCGUUUUCUUGCUUCUUUGGUACUGUUUUCCGGUUCAAAAGCAAUUGAAUCACCUCAAUUCACAGUGAUACAAUCAUACUCGAAUAUGGAGAUCAGGCUCUACAAAGAGUCCUCGUGGAUGUCUGCUCUUGAGCGUGGCGGCACCUCCUUUGAGAACUCCACCAAACAAGGCUUCCACAGGUUGUAUCAAUACAUUCAUGGCGCCAACCUCAACUCUUCCCAGCUUGCAAUGACAGCUCCAGUAUUAACAACCAUCAGUACACGGGAAUCAAACUACAUUGUGAGGCUCUAUCUGCCCAAUGGGGCCAUCCCUCGGCCCAAUCCAGAGCUGAAUCUGGGGCUGGACAGAUGGAGAAGCCACUGUUUGGCAGUCAGGAAAUUCUCAGGGAUUGCCAAGGAUGGCAGCGUCGAGAAAGAAAUGGAAGCUCUAAGGAUAAGCUUGGAAAAGAUUUGGAAUGAAAGCUCGGGAGUUGUUGUGGAGAAUAGAUUCUACACGAUUGCCCAGUACAGUGCUCCAUUUCAAGUUUCCGGGAGAGUGAAUGAAGUGUGGAUGAAUGUUUCAGGUUUAACAGGAAAGGGCUGUUUGCCCCUUAAUAAGGGACAGUUUUAGUUUAAUUCAGCUGUUAGUUGAGCUUGAGUUUGUGUAAUUUGGGCCGGGCUGUGCUGUGCUGUGCCUUGCUUUCUCCUAAUUUGCACUCACUUCUUGUGUUUCUGUUCCAAGUUUGAAGUCGUCUCUUCUACAUUGGAGUCUUUCGAUCUUUAAGAAAUAAGUAGUGUGCAAGAUUGUCAAUACCUUUGGGCUACCAUUUUGAAUUCUUUGUUCAAAUGAGAUAUUUUAUUAUCAGGAGUAUUUUGACA
Messenger RNA from Diospyros lotus (date-plum), 962 nucleotides. RefSeq lists its product as uncharacterized. The transcript has 2 exons. The record is from RefSeq and is a predicted model, not a curated record. The coding region runs from base 70 to 714 and encodes 214 amino acids. Lineage: Eukaryota; Viridiplantae; Streptophyta; Magnoliopsida; Ericales; Ebenaceae.